Messenger RNA from Oldenlandia corymbosa var. corymbosa, 1157 nucleotides. NCBI's taxonomy places the organism in Eukaryota, Viridiplantae, Streptophyta, Magnoliopsida, Gentianales, Rubiaceae. The record is from the annotation of a GenBank genome assembly.
UUUCCGUCAACCAUGUCCAUCAUCCGCAGCCACGAACUGCGGGAAGAUAUACUAGUGGAAUUGUUCCUCAAGUUGCCGAUGAAAUCCCUGUUGAGUGGUAAAUGCGUUUCCAAAUCCUGGAGAUCGAAAGCAAAUGUUUCAUCAACCUGCAUUUGAAACUAUCCAAAACAGACGCAGAUCAGAAAUCCAAGAUCCUUGUUUUGAAGAAGUCGUCUAGGAGAGCAAAAGUAAAACAACCUUCAGGAAGUUACGAUCGUUUUCGUUUCCGUUUCUUUUUUGAGGUAGAACUUGAAUCAGGAUCAUUAUUGCCGCGCUUGAUGAAGAGAACUACCAAGUCGGAAUUUGCUAACUACCCUUUUGAAAUUCGUAAAGCAAGGAUCCAUGGUUGUUGCAAUGGCUUGUUUUGUUUGAGUGAUUCACAAACUCACAUUUUGCUGUGGAAUCCGACUAUUUCCAAGCAUUGGGAGUUGCCUAUUCCGCCUAAUGCAUAUACUUCUGUGUACGGUUUUUGGUACGAUGAUAUUGAGGAUGACUACAGAGUGUUGAGAGUGAAUGAGUAUGCGUCCGGGAUUCAGAUUUAUAGUCUGAAAUCCAAUUCAUGGAGGCAUCUCCCACAUUUUCCUUGUUUCAAUGAAAACCGAUGCGAAAUCAUCACCAGCGACGCUCAACAAGUUAAUCAUGCUCUACAUUGGAUGAUCAAGGACGACGAUAUUAUCAUAGCUUUUGAUGUUAGAACCAAGACUUACAAAAGUUUUCCAAUGAUUGAGUCAGGACCCGGAGUUGAUUCUGUCUUGGGAGUUUUGGAUGGUUGUUUAUGCGUGAUGAUGUAUUUAUCGGGUUUUUCAUGGGUCUUAAAGAGAUAUGGGUAAUGAAGGAUUAUGGAGUACAGGAUUCUUGGACCAAAAUCAACAUCCAUAUACCAUGGAGGAGGGAUCGUGACCGUAUUAUUCCUGUACCAUUUUCACGCAGAAGUAAUGGCAAAAUCUACUUCUAUAACCGGAAUUAUGUUUAUGUAUAUGAGAUCAAUCAAAAGCAAUGGCUGCAGGAAUAUACUUUACGACAAUCGUUCAUAUGGUAUUCUGGAAGUUUUAUUAAGGGUUGUGUAUACCCCUUCGUUAGCAGCCUUGUUGAGCCUAGGCCUAGCCAGAUAUAGAAAC